Tyto alba (common barn owl) is the source of this 6383-nucleotide messenger RNA. RefSeq names its product dynein axonemal heavy chain 14 (gene DNAH14). The record is from RefSeq and is a predicted model, not a curated record. Bases 1369 to 1980 code for a protein of 203 amino acids. The transcript is spliced from 7 exons. NCBI's taxonomy places the organism in Eukaryota, Metazoa, Chordata, Aves, Strigiformes, Tytonidae.
GUCAUUGCAACCAGAAUAGUCUAGUCAAUGGGGAAUUAUAUACUAUAUGAACCUGUGAAAACGUAUUCCUAUGUACUGUGUGACUUUCACCUGUGUAAAAGAAGAGAAGUAUUAGUGUUUUUCAAAUUUAAUGAUAGAAUAUAAUGACUGAGUUGACUUAAUUGUUUAUUGUCCUGAAGUGAAACUAAACAAGUGUUCAUUUUGCUCUCAAAUACUGUAUCAAAAACCUCUGAAGUGGCAUGACAAGGUGAAGGGAUGACAUAUACUUGCUAAGAACUGAAGGUUCAGAAAAAUUGCUGCAGUGGGAUCAGUGAAGUCCAGGAUUCUGUCUCUAACAUCAGCAGGAGUAGGGGCUGUUUAGGGAGACCACACAGGCCUCACUGACUGCUUUAUGCAGUACAAUUCCCUUCUACUCCCUUAGUAUCCAUAAUAUUUGGAUUAUGAACAUUUGAGGCUGUAGCACUGCCAUGUAUCUGUUUAUGAACCUAUUAACCAUGAACUUGUCUUCUCCCUUUUUGAACUUCCUCAUACAGUCAUCCUUCACAGAUACCUGUGGCAGAAAGCUCUAAAAGAUCGUAAUCCCCAAUAUUCUGGCACAGUCCAUUUUUUGGUUUCCUUUCCCUUUCAUGCAGGUGAUGAUGAAGGAAAAUAGUUUUCUGAGACUGAUGAGAUAAGAAUGCCUUCCUCCAGGCAAACCUUCAUACCUGAAUUUUGUAGACUGGAUUAAAACCACACCUGGGGUAUUUUAGCUUAAAUUCCUUCUAUUAAAAAAAAAAAAAAAAAAAAAAAAAAAAGAAGAAGAAGAAGAAAAAGUUUGUCUAUCAGUUUCUUCUCAAUGGAUUUUGAACUAAUUGAUCUCUUGCAUCUAAAGUUAUAUGAGAGAUGUAAACAUCUGGAGAAUGGGAACAACUUCUCAGUUUGUGAAAAAUAAGGGUUUAUGUAAUGGAACCUCAGUUUUUAUCAGUCCUGAGAAAGGCAGAAUGGUCUCCAUCCCAGAUAUUGGAAGUAUCUGACCACUGAGGAACUGCAUUCUGGUUUGUAUCAUCAGCCACAAUACAUGCUGCUAAUUGCCUAGUUUAAUUAGUAAGUGAUGUGAGAGAAAGCUGAGGGGAGAAAUCCAAGCAUGAAAAUUGAAGAUGGAAAUAUUUCUGGGGAGUGAUUAGGGAGUAUUAAAGCACAGAUUAGGAAACUGCCAGUCUUCAUUAGUUUCAGUGCUCACAGUACAACUUAUUUUGUAUUUGUGUAUUUUGCACAGAUAAAUUUUUGGCUUUGCACAUUUGUCUUCAGGAAAGCACACUCCCAAGAAUACAUAGGGAGGGAAGAGAAGAAUCUGUUUGUCAGCCUACUGGCACGUCAGAGCCUGAGACAAUGCAGUUAAAAAGCAGCAUAACAAAACCAGCAUCCCUAGUAUCAAAGAGUGAGAAUCUGAAAAAGACACUUCCCACAACUUCUGCUUGCAAAGGAGUUCAGCGUGGUUUUGACAUACCACCUUCAUCUUCUGUACAUGAUAAUAUUAGAAAGACUGAAAUGCAAACAGAUGUUUUGGAACCAAGUUGCCAUAGAAAGACCUGUGAGCAACUAAAAGUUGAAAGAUCUUCUAAAAAGCCUUUGAGACCCAAAGUUCAUUUUUAUGAUAGAACAGAACCAAUUGAUGAUGAUGUUAUAAUGCAUAUUUUGAGGCUUCGAGGCAAACUUGGGUGGCAAACAGAGUUACCAUCACGUGAAUGGUUAGCCAGAGAGGCUGAUGUGGCCGGACUUCAGAAGUUAGCACUUACGAAACCUUUACUGCUGAAAGAUAGUGGGGAAUAUAUAUAUUGUCUUCAACGAAACAGGAGGAACUUUAAAGCUCCCUACAACCCAUACGAUUUACAGGCUGUCUCUGCGAAUACAGCUAUGCAAAACAAAGAAUAUUGGACUGUUACAGCUUCAUUUGUGUCUAAGAAUGAAGAAAUGCUUUCUAGUCUGGAAAAUCAGUGUUAGAAGAAGCAAGGCGAACAAGACCAGAACUUGAGCCUAAGAUUUUGUGAUCAGGAGCAUCUGCUGAAGAGACACCUUCCCUUUGAAUAUCCCAGUGCUAUCAGCCAAAGACAUAAAACUAAGUGCUGCUUCUUACCACCUCACAAGUUCUUCCUGGUACUUGAAGUGACACGUUCUAAUGGGGUUAUUAUAAAGGAGUUAUCUGUUAAAUAAAGGAAUAUCUGGUAUCAUUUUAGUUGUCCUAAAUUCUCAGAUUUUGGCUAAAUCAUGGUUUCAGUUCUUUAUGCCAUUGAACAAUUGGUUAUGUUCAUCCAGACAAAAUUGUCUAAGAUUUAUAUAAUUUACUUUCAAAGAGUAGAGAGCGUUUAAAGGAAUCUUAUGUAAAAUAAAAAGAAAAUAAAUAUUCUAGAAAAGACCAAGCACUCAGAAGUUCUCUGGACUUUCUAGGGUAGAACAUAAGAUUACGUCUCAUGGAAAAAGUGCUAUACCUAGUUUUUCAAGGAUUGUUCAGAAGUAUUAGAAACUUGUCCUUCACCUUUAAAUAAAUAAUAUACUUAGACAACAAAGGAAAUCAGGAAUGCCAAAACCAAAGCACCACUGGUUUCCUAGUCAACUCCUUUAGUGCCCUUGAGAUCCAAGGUCCAUAAAUCUCCUACAGCCUGACUGGUCUGAGGGGCAGCUCAGCAUGGACCCAUGCAGCAGCUGACAAUAAAAACCACCAAGACAAUUAUGUGGUAUCUCCAUCCUUGCUUGCAUGUUGCUCUUGCAAGUGUGGUGAGACUGGUCCAAGUCUUGCUAAUUCCACUGUUGAUUACUGGAGUGCCGUUAUUCAUAGUAACCGCUCCAGCACUUUCCUAUGACAGUCCAUAAUUGGUCACUGUUCCCCUGUAGUACUGCAACCAACCACAUUCUGUUUGAUCUGAGGACUUAAUAGUAAGCAUUAUAUUUCUUUUGUUUUUUUAUGGUAUCAGUGCUAAGCUCUCCUUUGCUUAUAUCUAAAAUUAUUUGUAGCCUGGUACCCAGUGUUGGUGUUAGGUGUUAAUCCUUUUAGGGCAUGAGAGAAACUCCCCAGCUUGCAAGAACUGUGUCAGUAACAAAAACUAGAUCCUGGCCAUGUUCUUCCCUUGACAACCCAGAGGGACUGAUCCAGAACAAGUAUAAUUCAGCUGAAUGAACACAAGAAAGGUGUCUUCACAGCGUUUGAUAGCAGUCUGCAUACUUGCAAGGCUACUAUAAUAACAUCUGCUCUGGAGGUAUGGGUUGUGGAUAAAAUCUUUAACCAAUGGAUAUUACUCUCACUUCUGGUUAAGUAGAUCAUCUGUUAAUGUGAACUUAACCAAACGUAUCCUUGUUACUAUGACAAACCUCUUUCUUCAGAAAGAGAAGCCAGCUGCUUUCAGAUUUCAGAAAGAGCUUGCCAAAUAGAGCAAAGCCUGACAAGUAAAAAUAAAAACUCAAAUAAUAACAGGAGCUCUUUAGUAAGAAAAACUGCUAAUAAGACAAAACAGUACAAUUAGAAAUAUCAAAUUACUGUCUUUCAGACAAGGUAUGAUUUUAUCAAUUGGGAUUCCUCUAAGUUUUCACUUUAAAAAUUUCCAUAAUAUUUGAAGGUGAAAUUAAGAUUUAUUAUUACGGAGGAGGUAUUUUCUGCCAGAAAUAGUACUGGAGGAACCCAUGCAUGCGAAUAACAAAAUCUUCUGGCAAUUCAGUCAAUGAAGUUGUUCAGACCUUUCUGACACCAUUUUUUCUGGUAUGUCAGCAAAGAUGAAAAUAACCAAAGUUCCUUCAUUUUGAAAUCAUAAGAGUAUUGCGUACUUUUAAAUUAAUAGAGUUUAAGACCUAUGAAUAUUUCUACUUAGUCUAAAAUAAAAAUAACACAAGCCAUAGCCUUACUAGAGGCAAUUCUUUUACUCCUCUAAUAAGAACCAGAUCAGGGAAGAAAUAGAAGUUUUUUACAAAUUUCUUUUCCUUCUCUGUUUACUGCUUUGUUGUAUCACCAGUGUUCUAACAACUUCAGGGCAGUCAAUUUGGUCAUUCCAACUGAAAAAUGUUAUGAAUUUUUCUGUGUCACUUCUUUUUUGGGUAUAACAUUUCAGGAACAUAAACUGUUACUAAAUGGACAGUCAUUCAGUUGCUUUUCUUCCCCCACUUUCAUCUUCAUUCUUCAUUCUUAUUUAGAACUUUCUCUGCUCAAGUGUAAGGGUCUUGGGUAUUUUGAGUUUUGAAAUUGGGAUUUGCCUUUUGGGGUGGGUUUUUUUGAUUUUGGAAUUAUGUGUGUACUAUCCCUAGUAUACUGCAUGCUAUGACAUUCUGGAGAGCUAUUGUUUACUAAUUUGCCCAUACAGCAAAGUAUUUAAAUUACUUGGAAUCCUUUAUGUAAACACACCAAUCGUGUUAUAGCUUCAGUAAAGGACUUAUGUGCAGCCCAUGUCAACCACCCCUAUUUUAUGGUAAAGGAACAGAGAAGUGAAGGAAGAAGACUUGCUUUUUACAUUGUUUGCUGAAGGUUCAGGGACAUUCACAGUGCAACCACUAUCCUGAAGGAUGUUCCAGACCAAAAUGUUAAUUUUAUAUACAGAAGAUACACAAAAAUAAAAUAUGAGGGUAUCUAAGAGAAAAGAUAUUUACUCUAAAGUAGCUGUAAUUCCUUGAGAAAAUUCCCCAAGAGGCAAGGCUGAAGCUUUUGCAGUGUGAACCCUCUCCAUCUGGUUUGAGUAGCUCUACAGUAACUUCUGUUGUGAUUCUUUACUAUGAAGGCUGCAAUGAAGGGUGAAAACAGUGUCUAAAACCAUGACAAGAUUGGGAACUACUUGUAGGGAUAGAUCUGUGUUACCAAAACAAUGCAUGUGAUACAAGAUUAAGAAAUGCAGCUUAAGUGGCAAUGGUACUUUAACUGUAGAAUUAUAAUUUCAGAAAGUCUAUAUUAAAGCCCCAGAAGUGUGCACACUACUAUAUAACAUGAAGCAAUAUCUGUCUUGAUAAGAUAACAUUAUAAUAACAAAAUAUUGAGGGAAAACCUGAGAGGGAAGUAAUACUAAAAAUGUUGAAUUCAGAAACCAAGAAUUUUUAGGCAGGCUUUGAAAGAGUUUAAAACGAUUGCACAGAAUAACAAGUUGAAUAAAUGUAAGAAAAUACAAUUUUGUGCUCUUUACAGUAGUUUGCCUUUUUGAUAAUGCUAUUUCUCAGAGCUGCAGUAGUUUAGAAUGUGUUUAUGUAAUUGCUUGAAAUUGAGUAGCUUAUUCUAUUGCAUCUUAUGUGUGACUGUGCGUGCUUCAAGAACAUUGUAACUGCAAGUGGAAUGUGUUAAAGUACUCCUUACCCUAACAAAAUCCGAACAAUCCUUAGGAGACAAUUGGUUGCUGUCGAGUUAGACAUUUUUAUCGUACAGAAUAAAACUCACAUUUUUUUCUCUUGCAAUGUUAAAAUCACAGACAGCGAAUCUUCUGUCUCUUAGUAGUUCAACGGCACUAGCAGAAUCCUGUAGCAGACAGUUUAUAUUAUUAUCUUAGCAUGGUGAAUAGUGCUAACAUUGCAGACAUCAAAAUCAACACUGCAAAAGGAAGAAUCGUCAGAAGAUUUCAAGAACAUUCUAGUUAAGUAUACAAAUGCUAUGAAAUAAGUUGUAGAAACAACUACUGAAACGCAUAUCUGUAUGGCCAAAAUCAAAAGCUUUAAUUGUCAGAAAAAGUGCCUUCUGUAUUUUACAGCCCUCCAUUUGGUUAAUAUAACACAUUUAUCUAUGAAUAAUAAAACUGCAGGUAUUAAUUCACACCUCUUUCAGCUAAAUGGAUUUAUCAAUAUUUUCUACUUAAAUUUCUGCCAAUAAUGUAAUGUGUAUUAAUAUUUAUUAACAUAUAAAAUGCCAUGAAUUAGAGGCAUGAGAUCAGAAAAGACAUAACUGAAAAAUUUUUUCUUUAGUGCCUUUUUUGUUAAAUCUUUUUUCUUCAAAGGAGGAGAAAAGUUUGGGUACUGGUUUGGGGUUUUUUUCCCGAACAAUUUGUAUCAGGAUUUUUUUUCCUAGCAAAGCAGGUAUAGAGGAGACUCCAGGCUAGACAGUAGGUCUGAUAUCUUAGGGUAUUUAUCUGUGGUUUGAGACGUCUGAGUUGAAAUCAUUGUUUUGCCUGAUCCAUUCAUUUGGAAAUUAAACAAUUUCUGUUUGGAAUUAGUAAUAUUUCUUGGGUAAGUCUACCUACUGUUUUGAAUGUAGACAUGAGCUGGUUGUAUCCAUGAUUUGAGUUAGUAAGAUGCAGUGCAUCAGAAAUUUUUAACAUUUUUUUUCUAUUGGUUUGUUGGUUGAUUGUUUUCUUUUUUCCAAAACGGAAUUGUAAGGGACUGCUGGAUGAUUUUACCUAAUUCAUUUCAGAUUUGUUUCAAGACAUUGUUUUCAAUAAAAAAGAAGGGAAAAA